Messenger RNA from Epinephelus moara (kelp grouper), 3903 nucleotides. RefSeq names its product G-protein coupled receptor 4. The record is from RefSeq and is a predicted model, not a curated record. NCBI's taxonomy places the organism in Eukaryota, Metazoa, Chordata, Actinopteri, Perciformes, Serranidae. Gene Ontology annotation, molecular function: G protein-coupled receptor activity. Bases 2519 to 3523 code for a protein of 334 amino acids. The transcript is spliced from 3 exons. Gene Ontology annotation, cellular component: membrane. Gene Ontology annotation, biological process: G protein-coupled receptor signaling pathway.
AACCCUAACCUAGUAGCUUUUGUGCCUAAGUGUAACCACACAUUAACCCAGUUCAUUAAUUUUUCCGUAACCGCUUAUCCUGUUGGGGGUCGCGGGGGGGCUGGAGCCUAUCCCAGCUGACAUUGGGCGAGAGGUGGGGUGGACAGGUUGCCAGAGCUGACACAUAGAGACAGACAACCAUUCAUGCUCACAUUCAGUCUGAUGGGCAAUUUAGAGUCACUAAUUAACCUAACCUGCAUGUUUUUGGAUCGUGGGAGGAAGCCAGAGUACCCGGGGAAAACUUACACUGACACAAGGGCUCCCCCACCCUGGGUUCAAACCAGGAACCCUCUUGCUAACCACUCUACCACUGUGCCGCCACAUUAACCCCAGCACUGCUAACACACAAAAGUUAAAUGUCCAUUGCCAACAUUUACACCAGCGACUGGCUUGUUCAUCCCCAUCUUUUUCUACGCGCAUGCAGUAUGUCCAACUAACUCUUACAUGACAAGAUUGAAUUUCAGCAGAAGACAUCCUGCAGCCAGCCUGGUGCAGGAACAACCUAUACUGUCUUUCAACUGGGGCCUUCCUCUGAGACAGUAAAUGCGGUGUGCAGCUGAUAGCUGUCUCUCCAUGUCCAUUGUGGAGUACAUAUGGGCACUGCAGAGGUGGGGCCAAGACAUUGCUUUGCAAGUCACAAGUAAGCCUGAAAUCUUCACACUCACUCACGUGACUCAAAGUAGUCAUGAAAAAGUAGUGCUGACAUUGCACUUUCAUGUUGCACUACCAGUAUCACAACAGAAUGAGUUUUGUAUGUUUCCGUCGUGUCUUGCUGUAUUUAACUCAUCUCAGAUUGGACAAAUGUCUCUAGCUUUCUCUUUCCAAAGAUGGUAUCAAGUAUUUUCAAGUCAAAAGGCUCAAAUUCAAGUGAAGUCACAAGAUUUUGGUGUUAAAGUCCAUGUCAAGUUGCAAGUGUUUUUAUGAUUUUAUUGAGUUUGAACUAAAAUUUGUGGCUUGUCAAAGUCAUGAGGCUUGAUGACCUUGAUAGUACAGCUCUGGAGAAAACGGGGUGGUAGUAAUGUCUCAAGGGACAGGCCAGUUUAUUAGUUACAGUCUUAGAUUAUUCAAUAAAUCAGAGAUUGGUGACAUUUUAAAGGAAACAAAGUGAGUGAUAAGACCCUCCUCCCUUUGAAACCAUACGGUAAAAAUACUGCCUAACACCCAUUGUCUCAACAUACCCAUUCUUCCCCAAAACAAUUUCAAUUGUGUAUGGUUUUUUUUUUUUCCUCCCAGUAGUACAUGAGCAAAGUUCACCUCGGGUAAAUCAAACACAUUUGCUGUCCGUACACUGGAUAAAUUAUAUAAAUCAUUUUCAGUUAAGAAGGAAUGCUGUCAGUGACACUGAAUUAGAUUUAAGCUCUACACUGACUUCUUUUUACUGCAACAAAUGUUUGUUCUACAUGGCUGUUUGUGUGCUCUCACUUUCUGUGGUCUUACAGUAGUCUUCUGUCAAUCAGCUGUCUUGCAAAUCUGAUUCACAAUUUUCUUGUUUUUGUCAGUAAGAAAGACAUUGCAUUGACUUAUAUUCAUUCUCUGGAGACACCCCCUAACCCCUAACCCCUAACCCUAACCCUAGCACACACACAAAAGCAUAUCAAAAUUUGAUGGUUUACUCUUUCAGUCCACACACACACACACACACACACACACACACACACACACACACACACACACACACACACACACACACACACAUUUAACAAGAUGCACAAUAUAAACAAAAUCUUACGGCUCUAUUUAAUUAUGAAAACAAAUUUAAGCUGCUAAAUUAAAAUUCUGUAUACUUGCAGUGAAAACACUAUUCAAAUGUGUAGAAAAGCAUGUUGAAAGACAGCACAGCAGAAGGGUUAAUGUCUUUACUGGCACAUAGCCAGCAACCAACACUCUAAAGGGCAUUAGUGGACACCCUACAUCAGUUCCUUCCCUCACAGCUCCCGUUCACCUCAAUCAUCCUGUCUGCUACUGGAGUAAGAGAGCCGGAGACAGGGAGAAAGAGAGAGUAUAUGUUUUUGUUCUGGGACAGAAAGGCGUUCUCCUGCCUCAGGAUGUUGCCUUUAAAGCUGAAGAAGUGGGUUUCCUGUGGAGGAAACGAUCACAGAAUAGAGGAGGCUUGGUCGAGACACCGUGUUCCCAGCAUUUUUUGAGCACAGGUCACCCAGCUGCGGAGCGGGCAGCACGCUUUUGUGGAACAAAGUCAGCCUCACAGGCUUGAGAGGGUUGUGUUCCCUAAUGGAUCCUGGAUGCCUUGAAGACUGGUUGACUGAUAGCACUCAAUCCAAGUCUGAGCUUUUCUACAGGAGAAUGCAUUUGUGAAUAUUAUGCAAUGGACAGAUAACAAGUGGAUGCAUCAAACUGUUAACUUUUGCUUUGAGUGAAUGAAUGGGUUUUUCCACACCAGCUCAUCAUCCUGCAAGUGUCAAUCCAUGUCUGAGUAAGGCCACCUCUAGUUUCCCAUGUCAGGUGCUUGACCAGCAGAGACAUGUCCAAUGACAGCUGCAACCUCCCGUUGGACACGGACACAUUUGGCCUGACCUGUAUCUAUGGCCUGAGCUUCUCAUUGGGUCUCCCCAGCAACCUGCUGUCUCUCUGGGGACUGUACCACCUGGGUCGCUCAGGUGGAGGAGGCUGCCAGCUGGUCUACAUCCUCAACCUGCUGCUGUCAGACCUCCUCCAGUUGCUCACCCUGCCACUGUGGAUCCUUUAUCUCCAAGGUGCACACCGCUGGCCAUAUGGGCAGCUAACCUGUGAGCUGGUGGGCUACGUGUUCUACGUAAACGUCUAUGCCAGCGUCAUGUUCCUAUGCCUGAUAGCGCUGGACCGCUGCCUGGCUAUCGUGUACCCGCUGAGCAGCCGCAGGGUGCGGACUGUCAGGGUGGCAGCAGUGUCCGGUGUGGCGGUUUGGAGCCUCACCUUCCUGUUCUGCCUGAGUGGGCUGCUGCCAUCAGUGUUUGAUGCUGACAGACUGCUGUGUCUGGAGCAGUACCCCGUCAGCCCCAGAUACGCCCACUUCAAGAUCACCACCGUGGCCCUCGGCUUCCUGCUGCCAUGUGCCAUACUCGGCUACACCUCAGCCCACAUCGGGGUGACUCUCCGGCGAUCCCCCUCCCUCUCUGACCACGAGCGGCACAAAAUCGUAGGCAUCCUAGUCGUGAUCACUGUCAACUUCAUUGUUGUGUUUGGACCCUAUCACCUUGUGGGCGGAUACAGAUUUGUGUCCUUGCUGCUGACUGAUGAGCCGUGUGAAUUUGAGCGUUCCAUUUUCCUUGUCUAUCGCCUGUGCUACGGUCUAACCAGCCUCAACACCCUGCUGGAUCCCCUCUUCUACAUCUUCCUGUGCCCUGACGCCAGGCUGGAGCUGCAAAGAUCCCUGCCCUGUUUGGGGAGAGGGCAAAACACCCGCAAAAAGAUUACCCUCAAUACCAGAGCUCGCCCAGACAACCAGACGGAGAGUGAAACUGGACAUAAUAGUCUUCUAGCAAUAUGACUUGGACUUGACCACAGAGCUGGGAUUUGGUCAAAGCAAUUGUGCCACCCAGUGGAAAUGCAGAGUGUGUUUCAGCUCUCGGUGAAGACACUCAUUUCAGAGAAUUUCAGCCUCAUCAGCAAAAACACUUCCACUCAGUUUAUAGUUUCUCUCGCUGACUUGAACCGUUUCUUAACAUGAACUCAACACUAUAUAACUGAGUAGAGACAUUGUUUCAUAUUUGUCAAAAGAUCCACUCUUUUGUAAUAUCCAUACCUAUCCACUGUAGCCUCAAAGCAGACAUAUACAGCCAAAUUCUGUCUUUUACUACAUCUGCUUUUGGUUAAAAAGUCUAGCCAGUGUAUGGAAAUGAACCAUUGUGGACAUUUUACAGUCAAACU